This is a messenger RNA of Taeniopygia guttata (zebra finch), 1295 nucleotides long. Lineage: Eukaryota; Metazoa; Chordata; Aves; Passeriformes; Estrildidae. The record is from RefSeq and is a predicted model, not a curated record.
GCAGCCCCACCGGGAGCGAUGGAGCCGCCGCGGGGCCUGGCGCUGCUGCUGCUGCUCAGUGCGGCCAUCCCGGGGGUUUUUGGGGCUCCGGGGCCUUCGGGGAUUUCCGGAAUUUUGGGAAUUCCUGGAAGGAACCGCGAGGAGCUCCCCGCUCGCUCCCACCCCGCUCCCCGCCGCCCUCGCUCCGCGGCCGGCCGCUCCUGGCUGCUCUGGGCUCCGUUCCGGGGCCGCAUCCCGGCCGAGGCCGUGUCCAGCCCCAACCCCCGCACGGGCCGGACCGAGUUCGUCUGCUCCACCCGCGGCUGCGAGUUGGGCGCCUUCGACCCCGCCCGCGGCUCCUUCUGCUCCUUCGCCUGGGCCGAGCAGGAGCUCCGCGGCUCCGACUUCCACCUCCUGCUCAACCCCGGCGGCUUCGAGGCGCUCGACUGGGUGGACACAUCCUUCGGCAGCGCCCCCGAGGGCGCCGUGGAGGCCUGUCCGCUCACCGACCUCUUCGUGGGCCGCAGCCCGGACGGGCUGGGCAAAGCCUCCAAGGAGCAGGAGGCGCUUUUCGUGGCCGUGGACGGGGAGGAGGUUUGGUACAAGUGGUACCAGGUGCUGGUGGUGCGGCAGGGCGCGGUUGGUGUCUCCAUCUCCGACGUUUCCUACAACGGCAGCGCGGUGAGGGAGAGCGCGGAGCCGGCGGAGCUGACCGCGGUGCUGCUGAGGAACGAUGGAUGCGAGGUGGCUGAUAGAUCCGUCACCUUGGAGGAGCUCAGCGAGGUGGAGCACGGCUGGAGCGCCGAGCUGCCGGCGCUGGCGGCCGCCCGCGGGGUGCUCCGCGCUGCCCCGCUGCUGCUGCCCGAGCGGGGCGGGUGGCACCCGGGCAAUGUCACCUCCGUGCCCUGGGCGGGCGGUGCCAGCCUCACCGAGUUCGUGUCGCGGAGCCACCGCGUGCGGCUGGAGGUGCCGGCACGCUCCGAGUGCUCCGCGGUUCUCCGCGGGCUCCGGCGGGAGAUCCGCGUCCCCUUCUCGGCGCGGUUGACCCGCGCGUUCCGCUCCGGCCGCCCGCACCGCGCCGCCGUGGCCGGUUGGGCGCGGAGCUCCGCGGUCACCGGUGCCCGCGCGGGUCUGGAGCGUUGCCACCCACUCGCUGAUCUCCCACCGUGCCCGAACUGAGUGUGAACCCCAAAAUUCAGCUUUUCCCCCCAAAAAAAACCCGCAAAUCCACGGAGGCGCUCGGAUGCGGCGCGGCUUUUCCGCCUUUCCGCGCGUUCGGCUUCUGCGGCAUAAAGGGAACCCCAAAAUGCAGAAAA